AUGGACGCACUGCCCAUCUACCAUGGUGGCAUCACCCGUGAGGCUGGGGAGAAGCUGCUGCGGGCGGGGGGCGCCGACGGCAGCUCCCUGCUGCGGGACAGCGAGAGCAUCCCGGGAGUCUACUGCCUCUGCGUGCUGCACCAGGGUUACGUUUAUACCUACAGAGUGUCCAAGACAGAAACUGGGUCCUGGAGUGCUGAGGUAUGUACUUCUCCUUUCUCUUCUGAAAAUGUCUACAUCCCGGUUGAUGUUCGUAUUGAUUUAAUGAAAUAUAUUCAAAUUAUUCAUGUUUCUGCAUUGUCUGAUUUUCAUCAAAGGCAUAAUUCCUUGGCCAUUAUUAUAAUAGAAGUGGUUGCAGCUCUGGAAGACGGGACUGAUUCCUGGGGUUACUGGGAAACAGACUGGGGAGUAAAAGUGACUCCCAUUCCUGCGGAGUCAAUAAUUAUCCGGGUCACCCUUGGGAAUGGUACCCAGGAAUAA
Opisthocomus hoazin is the source of this 480-nucleotide messenger RNA. Lineage: Eukaryota; Metazoa; Chordata; Aves; Opisthocomiformes; Opisthocomidae. The record is from RefSeq and is a predicted model, not a curated record.